GUUGUACUUCCGGUUCAAAUCCCUGUUACAAAACAAACUGUGUAGUGGGUUCUGUAUACUGACCGCUACCCUUCAGAUAUUUUCAACCUGGUCGUUUGACACUUUUACUGGCUUCAAUGACAACAGCAGUGAUCAUUGCUGCGGUCGUCGGCGGCGGUGUGCUGCUUAUCAUGCGUCGAAUAUUUCCCCGGCAGAAAGCUGUGGAGCUUCUCCGCUAUCAUGCUGACAUGAUGCGGGGGAAAACGGUGGUCGUAACCGGUGCCAACUGCGGUAUAGGAAAAGCAGUGGCCGGGGAGUUGGUGAAACUCCAGGCCCGGGUGAUCAUGGCGUGUCGGGAUCGGGAAAGCGCAGAACAAGCAGCCCGAGAUAUCAGAAAGGAAGCUGGACCAAAUACUGGUGAAGUUAUCGUUAAACACUUGGACCUGGCGUCGCUUUCAUCGGUCCGGGAAUUUUGCGAAGUAAUUAAUAAGGAGGAGUCAAAGAUAGACGUGCUCAUCAACAACGCAGGCGUCUACCAAUGUCCCUACACCAAAACGGUGGAGGGCUUCGAGUUGCAGUUCGGCGUCAACCACCUGGGCCACUUCCUGCUCACCCACCUCCUGCUGGACCGGCUGAAGGCGGCAGAGGCCGGCCGGGUGGUGGUGGUCUCCUCCAAGCUCUACAAGUACGGUCACAUCAACUUUGACGACCCCAACAGCGAGCGCGGCUACGACAAGGCCUUCUGCUACAGCCAGAGCAAGCUUGCCAACCUGCUGUUCUGCAUGGAGCUGUCCCGCCGGCUGGGUGUGGCCUCCGGGGUCACGGUGAACGCGGUGAGCCCCGGCAUCGUGAGGACAAGGCUGGGCAGGCACAUCCACAUCCCCAUGCUGGCCAGGCCCCUGUUCUACCUGGCCGUGCUGGCCUUCUUCAGGAACGCGCUGCAAGGGGCUCAGACCCUGCUGUACCUGGCCUGCUCCCCGCUGGUGGAGGGCGUGUCGGGGAGGUACUUUGCAGACUGUGCGGAGGACACGCUGCUGGAUAAAGCCACGGACGUGCAGGCGGCCAAGAGGCUGUGGGAGAUGAGCGAGAGAAUGGUGGGACUGACGGAAUGAGGUGGAAAGCAAUUAGAUUGAAGACAUGCUUGUCUUUGGGUUUGUUUUCAAGGUUUUAACCUAAGUGGAACGGUGGUGUGAAUCCUAUUUGGCAGUUACACACUCUUUGGUCGGGGGUUGAAUAUCAUCCAGCCGUGACAUCUUCUCUUUUCUGUGGGGUUAAAUAGUUAAAUUAGAUCUGUAUCCAUCUAUACAUGGAUACGUGAUACAGGGUUUUGAAUUGUGUGAAUGAGUGUUCUCCAAUCCUCCAUGUAUUUUAAACAUCGGUAAUAACUUUGACUUCAUUAAUGCUCUGUAUAGAGAUGUAACUUGGCUGCAGGGAAACGCACCCUUUCUAGCAUAGUUGUUACUGCGAUGUCAAGACUUGAGUCUUGGGUGCCAUCUGCUGGACAUUAACUGAAAACCUUCCACAUUGUGACCAACGGCUAAUCAGGAUGACUUCGUCUCGAAAUUAACAAUUCAAUCACACAUAUCCUUUGACGCAACACCUGUUGUGAGUAUAAUUGGUAUGCAUCAUGUUGUGUACAUCUGUACAUCCUGUCAACCUUCUGGAAUUGUUUUGAAGUGUAAAUGCCUUGAAUCUCUAAUCUGCAGCAGGCCUAUAUAGUGUCAAACGCCAAGCAUUUAGCUUUCCCCAAGGAACGUGUUACGGUUGAUCUAAGAGGCUGCUGUGAUUAUUGAUGAGUAAUAAUAUUAUGAAGGUGACAUAAGUCAGGUCGGUAUUUCCUUUUAUAUAUUUAGAUAUAUUUAUGUGUAUCCUAUUUUGUAUAACUAACACCGCUGAGAUGGCUGGCUAAAACUAUUACCUUGCUGACUUGAAUCUUCCCUACACAAUAAACCAAUAUAUCAAACUUA
Messenger RNA from Gadus macrocephalus (Pacific cod), 1946 nucleotides. It is a transcript of the gene rdh14b, whose product is annotated as retinol dehydrogenase 14b. Bases 117 to 1091 code for a protein of 324 amino acids. NCBI's taxonomy places the organism in Eukaryota, Metazoa, Chordata, Actinopteri, Gadiformes, Gadidae. The record is from RefSeq and is a predicted model, not a curated record. The transcript is spliced from 2 exons.